Messenger RNA from Diuraphis noxia (Russian wheat aphid), 627 nucleotides. RefSeq lists its product as uncharacterized. Lineage: Eukaryota; Metazoa; Arthropoda; Insecta; Hemiptera; Aphididae. The record is from RefSeq and is a predicted model, not a curated record.
AUGAGUAUUACUUUUGUUCAAGAAUUACAUAAUGAGGAGAAAACAAUGAACAUGCUAUUGGUUGGAUGUUUAUGUAAAUCUUUUGGUAUAUUGUUUGUUUGUCAAUUUCCAACGUUAAUGAUCAUUCGUUGCAUUCAUACACCAAGUCCAAUAUCCUACAUUUCUACAAUAAAUAAUGAAUCACUUCCACAAAAUCAACUUAGUGAUAAGUUCAAAGUUAUGUCCACCAUACUAUUAGUUGGAUUGGCAACUGGAGUGGUUUUUGCAGUUGACAUGAGAAAACAUUACAUCGAAAACCAAUUAAGAAACAUUGAAAUAAUGGUAAGUGAAUCAAGUCCCAGCAAACUAUUAAUUCUUAGAAAAAACGAAGAUAUCCAAGAAGCUAAGAAAAUAAGUGAUCACAAUGAUCUUCAUUUAGCUAUAUUUAUAAAUGAACAAUUUUGUAAUUUUUAUAAAAAACAGUACAGUGGUAAACUAAACUUUGGCAUAUCAUGUUUGUUAUAUACUGAAGAAAUCAAUGCCAUUGCUAUUGGAUAUAAUACAGGCCAUUUCCAACUCUGGGACUAUGCAGUGUUCGGAACGUUCACCAAAAAAAUGAGCUUGUUCACGUUCACGUUCAGUCCUUAA